Molecule: messenger RNA, 2028 nt
Organism: Lontra canadensis (Northern American river otter)
Lineage: Eukaryota; Metazoa; Chordata; Mammalia; Carnivora; Mustelidae
Gene: SLC19A1
Product: solute carrier family 19 member 1
Exons: 6
Coding region: 566-2020 (484 amino acids)
Biological process (GO): folate transmembrane transport
Cellular component (GO): basolateral plasma membrane; apical plasma membrane; plasma membrane
Molecular function (GO): folic acid binding; folate:monoatomic anion antiporter activity
Source: RefSeq, a predicted model, not a curated record
AAGAAGGUAAUGAAACAGCCUUGUUAACCUGGGAGAGUGGUAGCUGGUUUAAAACCCAGGACACAUGGUGUUUGGUUUUGGGUCUCUGGGGUAACUAGGUCCUGAAGGAACCAGCAGCUGGUGCUCCACACUACCCCCCCCCACCCCCACCCCAGGACAGGUGCUGGAGGGCUGUGAGGAGGGGUCCAUGUGGAACUGCCAGAACCUUCUCUGGGAGGCACGUGAUGGGGUCCUUUGCUUGCCCUGAGGAGGCCUGAGGUUGCCUGGUGUUGGCUGGGGUCAGCACACUUGUGGUCCAGGCCAGUCCUCUUGUCUGUCACCUGCCCAAAGCGUGGGCACCUCAUUUGCCGUCUGGGCUGCCCGUGAGCGUGUGAGGGGGCCUUUCCACCUUCCCCGCCUGGAGUGCGAGCCUGGGAAGGGCCUCUGUGUUGAGAAGAGCAGUCUGUGUUUUCCAGAGAGGACUUUGAGUCAUAGCGGCAGUGGCCGGCCUCCUGUCAGGGUUGGUGACUACCCCCAGCUCAGGAGCGCCAUCGUCUCGUCCGGGGCAGCCGGGGGGCCGGGCAGCAUGGUGCCCUCCGGCCAGGUGGUGAAGAAGCAGGAGCCCGUAGAGCCAGGGCCGGACCCGGAGCUCAAGUCCUGGAGGUGCCUGGUGUUCUACCUGUGUUUCUACGGCUUCAUGGCGCAGUUGCGGCCGGGGGAGAGCUUCAUCACACCCUACCUCCUGAGCCCCGAUAAGAACUUCACUCGGGAACAGGUCACCAACGAGAUCACGCCGGUGCUGUCGUACUCGUACCUGGCGGUGCUGGUGCCGGUGUUCCUGCUGACCGACUACCUGCGCUACACGCCGGUGCUGGUGCUGCAGAGCGCGAGCUUCGUGGCGGCCUGGCUGCUGCUGCUGUUGGGCCGCUCGGUGCUGCACAUGCAGCUCAUGGAGCUGUGCUACAGCGUCACCAUGGCGGCGCGCAUCGCCUACUCCUCCUACAUCUUCUCGCUCGUGCGGCCCGCGCGCUACCAGCGCAUGGCCGGCUACUCCCGCUCCGCCGCGCUGCUCGGCGUCUUCACCAGCUCGGUGCUGGGCCAGCUGCUGGUCUCGGCGGCCGGCGUGCCCUUCUCCACGCUCAACUACGCGUCGCUCGGCCUCCUGUGCUGCAGCCUGCUGCUCGCGCUCUUCCUGCGGCGGCCGCGGCGCAGCCUCUUCUUCAACCGCGACGCCGCCGCGCGCCGCGGGGCCGCCGCCUCCGAGCUGGCCCGCAUGAACCCGGCCGCGGCGCGGGGCGCCUGGCGGGACUGGACGCCGGCGCGCGUGCUCCGGGAGCUGGGGGCCACCGCGCACUCGCCGCAGCUGCGCCUCUGGUCCCUCUGGUGGGUUUUCAACUCGGCCGCCUACUACCUGAUCGUCUACUACGUGCACAUCCUGUGGAACGUGGUCCACCCCACGGCGGACAGCGCCUCGGUCUACAACGGCGGCGCAGAUGCCGCGUCCACGCUGCUCGGAGCCAUCACCUCCUUCUCCGCGGGCUUUGUGAAGAUCCGCUGGGCGCUGUGGGCCAAGCUGGUCAUCGCCGGCGUGACGGCGGCGCAGGCGGCGCUGGUGUUCCUCAUGUACAGCACCAGCAACAUCUGGCUGUGCUACCUGGCCUUCGUGCUCUUCCGCGGCGCCUACCAGUUCCUGGUGCCCAUCGCCACUUUUCAGAUCGCGUCUUCUCUCUCUAAAGAGCUCUGUGCGCUGGUUUUCGGAGUGAAUACAUUCCUUGCCACCGUCCUCAAGACCAUCAUCACCCUCAUUGUCUCUGACAAGCGGGGUCUGGGCCUCCCAGUCCACUCACAGUUUUUCAUCUACUUCGUGUACUUCGUGGUGCUGUUUGGCGUCUACCUCUUGGGGGCCUUGGUGGUGGUCCUGCGGCAUUUCCGGGACGGCCGCCGUGCGCCCCAGCCCCCAGCGCUGAGCCCCGUGGAGGAGAAGGCCAUGCAGCCGCUGGCCGCCCAGGAGCAGAGCCUGCAGCCCGAGGCCAAAGCCUGACCUCCGGG